UUCUCCCUGUGUUCGUGGGUCUGCAAGUCUUCACGGCACGACCGUACAGCAGUGCCGUACGUUAGUGUAGGGACAUCCCUAGUGUAAGGUCCAUUAUUAUUAAAAAAGGGGAGCAACAUUUUCUCUCCGCGUUGGAUACCUUAAUUUUUACUGGCUCUGUUGUUCUCCUGCUGUCUUGCUGUUGAUUGUGGAUUUUAGCGACAUAUACGUCCUCGGGUUGUGGCAGCAGGUUACGGCAUGCAUUGCUCUAGUCCAGCACUGCCCAGCCUGCGCAAACGUUUCCAGUCAGACGCACCAGAUAUCAGCGUGCGGUCGAGUCCAGUGCGAUACCGACAGGUCGGCUGUUGUCGACAGUUUGGUUUUAAGUCCUUUUUCGGUUUGCACUGGCUGUUUCCCCUGUCGCCCGGACCUACAGAGGCUGGCUUCCCAGCCCAGGCCCGGCAGAGCCAGGGAGUUUCCUGUUCGACUGCGCCAUUUGGGAUGUGGUACAGGUUGAUGUUUAAUUUUAAGGAGCCCCCAGGCUGUUUUCAAGAUAGACCCCCGACAGUACGCAGCCUCGAACCUUCUGACUGAGCGCGACUGUGUGGACAAGAUCGCUCACAAGCUCCCGCUGUGUCUGCCCAGCGCCAAGAUCAGCAACCUGCAGAAGUCCCUCAGCCAGUCUGUGGGGCAGGAUUCUGUCGCCAUGGAUACCGAGUCCACCUACUCUGGGUAUUCCUACUACUCGGGCCGGUCCAGGGGUUCCCACCGACAUGGAGAGAGGAGUCGAGAGCGACACAAAUCCCGCAGUAAAGACAGUCGCUCAGAGAAGUCCGUCACCAUCAAAGCCCCGCCCGCAGAGCCGCUUCUUGGGGAUGAGUCCACACGCGGGGAGGAAGUUCAGGAUGACAACUGGGGAGAGACCACGACGGCGGUCACAGGAACGUCCGAGCACAGCAUCUCCCAGGAGGACAUUGUGCGAAUCACAAAGGACAUGGAGGACAGCGUGGGGCUGGACUGCCGGCGCUACCUGGGCUUGGCUGUGGUGGCGGUGCUGGGCCUGCUGGUCUUCCUGACACCCAUCGCCUUCCUGAUCCUGCCCCACGUGCUGUGGCCCGACAAGCUGAAGUCCUGUGGCACGGCCUGCGAGGGCCUCUUCAUCUCUGUGGCCUUCAAGCUCCUGAUCCUGGUGAUCGGGGCCUGGGCCCUCUUCUUCCGCCCCCCGCGGGCCCACAUGCCCCGCGUCUUCGUCUUCCGGGCCCUGCUCCUCGUCCUCAUUCUCCUCUGCGUGGUCUCCUACUGGCUCUUCUACGGCGUGCGCAUCCUGGACUCCCAGGACGAGAACUACCAGGGCAUCGUGCAGUACGCCGUCUCCCUGGUGGACGCCCUGCUUUUCAUUCACUACCUGGCCAUUGUGCUUCUGGAGCUCCGGCAGCUGCAGCCCACCUUCUCCCUCAAGGUGGUCCGCUCCACCGACGGAGAGGCCCGCUUCUACACCCUGGGCCAGCUGAGCAUCCAGCGUGCAGCUGUCCUGAUCCUCGAGAAUUACUACAGAGACUUCCCUGUGCACAACCCUGCUCUCCUGACCGCAGCCAAGUCCCGGGCCGCCAAGCACAUGGCCGGCCUGAAGGUCUACAACGUGGAUGGUCCAGGGAACAACGCGACAGGACAGUCCCGGGCCAUGAUCGCAGCCGCUGCCCGCAGGAGAGACUCCAGCCACAACGAGCUUUACUACGAGGAGGCUGAUCACGAGAGACGCGUGAAAAAGCGAAAAGCCAGGCUGGUGGUAGCCGUGGAGGAAGCCUUCACCCACAUCAAGCGGAUGCAGGAGGAGGACCAGAAGAAAGCGCCAGGGGAAGUGAUGGACCCCCGCGAGGCUGCACAGGCCAUCUUCCCUUCCAUGGCCCGGGCACUGCAGAAGUACCUCCGCACCACUAGGCAGCAGCACUGCCACACCAUGGAGAGCAUUCAGCAGCACCUGGCCUUCUGCAUCACCAAUAACAUGACACCAAAGGCUUUCUUAGAGAGUUAUCUGAACCCAGGCCCCACACUACAGUACAGCAGAGAUCGCUGGCUGGCUCGCCAGUGGGUUCUGGUCAGCGAGGAAGCUGUGACCAGUGGUUUAAAGGAUGGAGGUGUCUUCGUCCUCAAGUGUGUAGACUUUAGCCUGAUUGUGACUGUCAAGAAGAUCCCCUUCAUCAAACUCUCAGAGGAGUUCAUUGACCCCAAGUCUCACAAGUUUGUGCUCCGGUUACAGUCUGAAACAUCAGUUUAAUUUCCUUGUUGUCUUAUUUUAUUUUUUGUCCAUUUCAGGAUUUUAUUUCCAUUUUUAUAUAUGCAUAUAUAAAUAUAUUUUCUUUUUUUAAAUAAAAAGUUGAAAAACAUUAAGAAAAAUCUAUACGAAAAAGCAGAUGAUAAACUAUGAUCCUAUACAUUGGACAGGAACUGGAACCCGCACAUGAAUCCUGUUUCUUCCUGGGAGUGGGAGGCUUUUUUUAAGAUGGAGAGGGGUUCAAAAUGCUUGUGGUGAACAGGGAAUGGCAUUAUCAAGAGUUUGAUGGGACCACUGAGAAAGGCAAAAACAACCUCCCACCUGCAUCGGACCUAUCUGGGGAAAACUGAUUUUUUUUUUUUGCCAUCAGCUAUAGUAAGCAUUACACAAAGCCUUUCCACAAUGCACAUCCACUUUUGUUGCAUGUCAAAAGAGCAAAUUACCUGUAUAUGCAUUAGCAGAGACUGCAUCUGAAUUGCAGCCUGGACAUCAGUCAAUACCUUUGUUGGAGGCAUCUGCAUUUAAUGUGGAUUCUUAAUUUUUUUUGUAUGAUUCCUCUCAGUCCUAAAACUGUAUAUUUUAGUGUGUAUAUAUGUAUACAUAUAUACCUACACAAAGCUGCUCACUUUAUACUGUUUAUACAAUGUAGGGUCAUAUAUAACUUUUUAAAACAUUGUCUGCACAUAAAUUGUCUCUGUGAUACACCAACAGAUCUUUGAUUAUUAUUUUCAUAUUCUAUAAGCACAUUUUUAAUGUGAAUUGCAGUACAGAUGUUUUUUUACAGGGCUUCUCAUCAUUCCAUUUUUACAAUCUUAAUUUUUCACUUUUUCAGUCCAGGCAAGAUCAGAAUCCUUUCAUGCUUUUUUAUAACGCAUCUGUUUUGUAGGUAGAAAAACAAUGUAACUACUCUUCUUGCUGCACUUAGGCUCUUACGAUGCCUCUUUGAGAAGCCAAUCUAAUCAGGUAGAAUUGGUGAUGCCCUAUUUUCCAUAUUUUUUAAAAUAGUUUUACAGAAGUCCGUUUUUCAGAAGCGGUCUCUUCAUAUUCCUUGAAAAUUCUAAUCUUACUUGGCUCACUUUUCUAAUCAACAAAAUGCAUUUAAUUGUAAAAAAAAAUCCUCAUAGGCUCAUUUUGGCUCACAUAGGCUCAUUAUGGAAGCUUUCAGAUUGUGUAUUUGGCCUGGCAUAUCAAAUGUUCAAGAGACAUUUUUCAUUGUCAAUAUUUACGUUGUGAGUAAACCCUGAAAACAGUCUAGUCAGAAGAUGUGCCAAAAUCUGGAUCCAGUUUCAACCUCAUUAUUGGCAUUUAAAUUUUGUGACACCUGGCUUUCUAGUGUGACAGCAGAAACUUGCCACCCUUCUUGUUCAACAGUCUCAUCCCUUGAUUAGGAUUAAGACCUUUAUAAUGUGGACAAUCCCGAAACAGCACAGUCAGUAAUGCCUUAGUGUUGCUGACUGGUGUGCCUGAACUUUUGUAGUGUACAACUGAAAAAUAGGAAAACUUUGGAUGGUCUGAAAUUUUGAGCAGUGCUUCAUCAUAGAAGUGACUUUAAAUGUGUUACAUGGCAUAUCGUGGGGAUUCAGAUAUUCGAACAGUAAAAAAAAAAAGACGUGAAUUUGCUUUGCUAUAGUUAUGAAUAGCCUGGACAAUACACACAGUGGGAUGAGGACUCUUUAUACAUGCAGUGUGAAUUUUUCUUCGGCUUUCACAUGUUAUGGCAAUGUCUUGAAGGCUGGAAAUGACCUUUGAGUUUUUGCCAGGCAGUUCAAGGCCAUGUCCCUCAGCUUGCUCUGACCUUACCGAGCAACAGCACAACCCUCAAUGUCCUGACGAAGCCCAGAGUGCAGGAUUUGUUUUGUUCCCCAAAAAAGGAUGCAGUCCUGAUUUUAGACUGACAAACCCACAAGAAGAAAGAGACGUCUCUUACUCUGUUCCCUGUAGUACCAUUUAUUAGAAUCCUUAUCAUGAUUAUUUAUUAAUAAUUUAUCACAAAAUCUUAAAAAGUGAGGCCUCAGCUGAGUUUGUUCAGUGACUUGUUUGAAUUGAGUGGCUUGUUAUUCUGGACCAUCUGGUGCUUUUAUACGCUUUUAAAAGCUCUCACCUUUAAGUUACUUCUUGCUUGAAAACCUAAGUCAUAAGAGUGGAAGACUAUGAUCGUUUGUAAACCUUACAUGAUAACCCUGCACUGCACUGCUGUUAAGAGCUUGACGGUCUGUUUUGUCAUAUGACACCUAGAUUUAGAGGAAUGUCUGGUGCCAAUUACAAUGUUCAAAGUAGAUCAAAUCCAUGUCCCGGUUAUUUGUUGACUGAUUACGUUGUUUGUAACCUACCAAGCCGGUUAUCAGUCUGUGUUGAAGAGCAUGGGUAAAGAGUGUAAGAAUUGAGAUACUGUAUAAAUCCUUACCUUCAGUUGUCUGAUACUGCCCUGCAGACAAUCCUGUAUUUCUAGUGUGCUCUGUGCAGUGUUGUGUCCAGAGAUGGGAAAUUCUCUCCAGAUGACACAACAAAUGUUUUUUUAUACUCCUCCAUGCUUUGUAGCACAUUAGGAAUAACUUCGUUCUUUAUUUAGUGAGAAGGCGCUUUCUGCUUGUAUCAUUUUUGUUCUGAUAGUUUCUGAUAUGUACCACAAAACCAUGACAUUUUCCGAAACAUCUCUUGUAACAGGUUACAGUAACAGGCCUUUAAGGGAAAGAGGCAUUGAAUCUCAGAGAAUCUUGCUUUUAAAAACACAGCUCUUGUUCUUGUUCAUCUUCCUGUACAUUGUAGCUGUUCUUAUCGUGUUGUGUUACAGUACUUGUGAUGGACAUGCUGUGAUGACCUGCACUUUGUUUGCUAUGUGGAUUCAUAGUGCUGUGAACAGUGCUAACAGAUUGAAUUCUGGUUGUUCUCUUCUGAAAGGCCUGGAAUCUGAGUGAUAAGGCCUCAUAGGCCUAGAACACUCAUGUUCUUUUGCUUGGUAUUCGCUGGGUUGAAUUAAAUUAUUUAAAGACCCGCAGGUAAGCAAAAAAAACUCUUAACUGAGAAUGAGAGUCUUCGUGUUACCAUUGCACAGACCGAUUCCUGCUCCAAAUAUAGAGUUUUCCACAUGAAUUGCUCAUAGUCUGGCUGAAUACAAUGUAGUUUGGAAUGUUGGAUGAUUUUGUUUUAGUUUUUAUUUAACUAUUGAUGUGUCCAGAAUAAACACUUAAAGUGAAAGAGGCCUAUUUUAGUAGCACAGAAUGCUGACCUUUACAUUUUUCCAAAAACAUGGAACAUUUUCCCUAAAACAUGGGAACAUGUCCUUAUUUAGUGAAAUUCACUGAGUUAUAAGAUUUUAAUUCUGAUGUUAAUUAUUAAGCUUGUCGUAUUCAAUAAACAUGUCAUAACUGCUGUUUGGCCUUUUGACUAACCAAGAUGAUUUUCUACAUUUGUAAAUAAAGGUCAUCAGGAUGUAUACUGUGCAUUUUAUUUUGCUUUCAACAUGAUAACAUGAUUAGUGGGGAGGUUAAUUGCCACUGUCGAUGUGCAGUUGUCUCUACUGAAAAUUAUAAAAAAAAGCUGAAACAAUGAAGUUAAUGUGUUUCUGUGAAAUUAUUGAAAAUUGACUCAUCUCCUCUAUGACCACACCUCCCAGCUUAGGGCAAUCGUGCUGAUUUUUUGUCACCACUACUUGUUUGAUACGGUGUUCAUUUUGUGUGUGAAAAUGUUUUAUAUAUUUUGUUUUGCAAAAUGAUUUUCAGUGCAAAAAACAUCCAAAGAUUUUAUGAAGCACAGGAAUUGUUUGGAGUUUUAGUAAAUAGCUCACAGUGCCACCUAGUGGUUGCAUUUGGAGUUGUUCUUUAGUGUGACAUGACAUCUCCUCAAGUGUUAUUGAUACAAUCUCUGGAGCAAUACCAGUCACAAGUUAGUAGGUAUACUGGAAUAUGAAAGUAUCAAAGUAAAAAAAUAACAUUUGAAUGUAUUGAAGUACAUAUGUCUUUAUCCACAUGACUGAUUGUCAUGAACUUAAAAACUCUGUAGCAAUAGAUGAAAUGUACAUUGUCUAUGGAGAUUUAUUCAGAUUUCAGAAUUUAUGAAAGAUAAUUUUUUGUACAAGUAACUUGCUUUUUAAAAGUAUGAUCCCAAAAUUAUGUAACUAAUGUGCUUUGUAUGUAUCUUACAAUGUGAAUGUCAAUGUGCCUCAUUCUCUACUCAUAGUGUCUGCCACUCCUAACAAGUGAAAUCUCCUUUCCUUGCUCUCAGGUGCUUUACACACAUGAUUCUGUUGAGUGGUUUGAGGCUUUGUGUCCGUUUUUGUAAUGUAAUGAAUGUUUGAAGUUCACAUCACAAACAUUUGCGUAAAAUAAACAUUUAUACAAUA
Lepisosteus oculatus (spotted gar) is the source of this 6590-nucleotide messenger RNA. RefSeq names its product VANGL planar cell polarity protein 1 (gene vangl1). The record is from RefSeq and is a predicted model, not a curated record. Gene Ontology annotation, biological process: multicellular organism development. Lineage: Eukaryota; Metazoa; Chordata; Actinopteri; Semionotiformes; Lepisosteidae. Gene Ontology annotation, cellular component: plasma membrane.